This is a messenger RNA of Phymastichus coffea, 2645 nucleotides long. RefSeq lists its product as uncharacterized. Bases 59 to 2020 code for a protein of 653 amino acids. The record is from RefSeq and is a predicted model, not a curated record. Lineage: Eukaryota; Metazoa; Arthropoda; Insecta; Hymenoptera; Eulophidae. Gene Ontology annotation, cellular component: plasma membrane. Gene Ontology annotation, molecular function: copper ion binding; oxidoreductase activity. The transcript is spliced from 10 exons. Gene Ontology annotation, biological process: iron ion transport.
UCCAAUCCAUCAGUCAAUCAUCAUAUGCUUGUCUGAUCAUACAGUCUCAUCCAAUAUAAUGAAUUUAAAGGCUCUGGCAACAGUUCAUCCGACGUCAAUUGUUCUAACAUUAAUUCUUUUCAUACAAAGCGAAGGAGCAAUUUUAAAUGUCGACGAUGAAGAAUUCUUCGGCAAAGAGGCGGACCGAAUAAACUGGUCGCUGCAUCCAUGUCGACGCAAGUGUAUGGACGGCGAGGCUCCAAAAGUGUGCAAAUACGUGUUCGUCAUUGAAAAAUUCAGCUCAAUGAGCAAAGCGUGCUACAACUGCCCAUUCAACAUAACCGACUGCUUCAGACCUCACUGCAUUCCCACCGAUGGGGUCCAGAAACCAGUUUACGUGGCAGAUCGUCAAUUGCCUGGACCACUGAUCGAGGUGUGUCAAAACGAUUGGGUGGUAGUCGAGGUGAGAAACCGAAUGGCAACCGAAAGCUUCACCAUUCACUGGCACGGAUUCAAACAAAUGGGAACACCCUAUUCCGAUGGAGUGCCCUUCGUCACUCAGUGUCCGAUUUCACCCGGUAACAGAUAUCAAUACUACUUCAACGCUACGACCACCGGCACUUUCUUCUGGCACUCGCACACUGGUUCUCAACGAAGCGAUGGUUUUUUCGGACCCAUGGUCAUCAAUGACGUUCACAGUCAAGACGUUUACGUUGAUCAAUACGACUACGACAUUCACCGUUUGGUCAUUAACGAUUGGAAAGAUCGACCUGCCGACGAAGAUGAAAUACAUGAUAAUUACGAUAGGUUUAAUGCGAUAACCGAAACAAUUCUGAUAAAUGGUUAUGGGCGAUACGUGAAUUUUACUGACGCCAAUGGAACCGCUAUUGACAUGCCUACAGCAAUUAUUCAAGUCGAAUCGGGUAAAAAAUAUCGUAUCAGAACGAUAAAUGCCGGCUCGGAGAAUUGCCCUAUGGAGAUGUCGAUAGAUAAUCAUACUCUACUUGUUAUCGCAUUGGACAGCAGAUAUAUAAAACCAGUAGAAGUUGACGUCGUGACAUUCUGGUCGGGAGAGAGAGUCGAUUUCAUUCUAAACGCAACCCAGACACCUGCGAAUUACUGGAUUCGAGUUCGCGGUUUGAGCCGCUGUGCGACUGCCAAUGCCAACCAGAUUGCAAUACUAAAUUACGCGAAUGUCACCGUAAACGAUCCAAAGGAACCAGUCGGCUAUCAAUAUCCGAUCGCUACUAAUACAACGCGGGUGUUGAAUCCCAUUGACCGAGGUACGGAAUCGGAUCCGAGAAUUUUCAUUAGCAUCCCAAAUCUUGUAGCUGUCGACAAAGAUGACUUGUGCUUAAAAGCAGAAGUUGAUCGUCAAAUAUUCAUAAAUCUCGAUACGAUGGCUAUUGACAAUUACGAUUACCAUCGUAGAAAUCUCUAUGGCUACAACGAAGUGGCGGCUGAUAGGCGAUUGAUCUCGUUACAAUUGAACCACAUCACUAUGAAAUUCCCGCCAUUCCCGUUAUUGUCUCAAUACGAGUCGAUAACGCCGGAUAUGCUUUGCAAUUCUUCGUACAUUCCUUCGGGAGCUAAUUGCACGGUGGAUUAUUGCGCCUGCACCCAUGUGAUCAAUCUGAAACUCAACGAAGUGGUCGAACUGGUUAUGAUUGACCAAGGUUUAGCAGCUCGAAUUGAUCAUCCUAUGCACCUACACGGGCAUUUCUUCCGCGUGGUAGCUUCGGUCAGUUUAAACGAGACAAUGACCGUUGCUCAAUUCAAGAGAUUAGAUAAACAGGGAAAAAUCCAAAGGAAUCUCAAUCAUGCUCCGAUCAAAGAUACAAUGAAGGUGCCGAGUGGUGGAUAUUCAAUUGUACGAUUUCUGGCGAAUAACCCAGGAUAUUGGUACUUCCACUGUCACUUCGAACCGCACAGCAAUAAUGGAAUGUCGUUUGUUUUCAAAGUCGGCGAACAUGAAGAUUUCCCGAAAAAACCAGAUGGUUUUCCGACUUGUGGCCCGUUUACACCAGAAAAAUUUAAUUAAAGGCUAUACUUAUGCGUGAACGUAGAUGCAAGAAAUCACGUUACUAACAAAUUAUUUUCAAGACGAAGCUUGAAAAAAUCUCUAAAUGGCCCUUAAAAAUCAUUAGCUUGUUAACGUAAGCAACAUUCAUUGGAAUCUCUUAAAAGGAUCUUCAUCUAAAUAUUAUGAUUAUAUGAGACGUGCUUUUUAUAUAAAUUCACUGAAUAAACAUAUACAAAAAUAUUGUUCCUAGUUUAUAGGGUAAAAAGUAUAGAAUAAGAGCUAUAAGGGCAGGCUCGAGAGAUCGCUGAAUAGACUUGUCAUACAUAUUUAAUUAUUCGAAAUAAUUAGUUUAUCUUUAAAUGUAAAAUUAAAUGUUAAACAUGUGUUAGCUUUGCAAUGACAAUUUCAAUCUUUGUAUCUUGAAAUAAAUGCAUCCAUUUGAAGAAACGGAAAUAGCAAUCUUUCGAUGAUCAAUAUCAUUAUAAGUAAAUCUAGUAUUAUAAAAUGGACAACAAUUUAUUUAUCUUUUUUUUGAAAUCCGUGCUGCGAAAUGGGCAUAACAUAAUUUGUUAGAAAAUAGCUUUCAUUACGUUAACGAUUAAUCCGCUUUUUGAUGUAUAUGAACGUAUAUGAAGUGAGUUCU